This is a messenger RNA of Emiliania huxleyi CCMP1516, 3920 nucleotides long. RefSeq lists its product as hypothetical. The record is from RefSeq and is a predicted model, not a curated record. Gene Ontology annotation, cellular component: membrane. Gene Ontology annotation, biological process: monoatomic ion transport; transmembrane transport. Bases 125 to 3628 code for a protein of 1167 amino acids. The transcript has 13 exons. Gene Ontology annotation, molecular function: chloride:monoatomic cation symporter activity. NCBI's taxonomy places the organism in Eukaryota, Haptophyta, Isochrysidales, Noelaerhabdaceae.
GCCUUGGUGGACCCGACUCAAAGAGCAGCCGUUGCAACGCACCGGCUUUUAGCGCUCCACGUUCGUGUCUUUUCCCGUUCGAGAGAGCAGCCUUACGGACAGUGAUCCCGUGCACUCUCGCGCGAUGGUGGCUACACCGCGCCGGGCCGCCGUGUCCGAGGGGCCGACCCUCCACAAGCAGAUCACGAUGAUGAGCCAGAGAGGUGGCUCGCAUCCAGCUCCUGUGCAGCAGCGAGGCAAGCUGGGAACGUACAAGGGCGUGCUGGUGCCAACCUGCGAGAAUAUGUGGGGCGUCAUCAUCUUUCUCCGCUUCUACAAGAUAGUGGGGUACAGCGGCCUCGGCUAUGCGCUGCUGAUCGCGUCCCUCUCGUUUAUGGUCGCCCUCCUCACGGCUCUAUCGCUGAGCGCCAUCGCCACGUGCGGCACGAGCCAGGGCCUCGCCGGAGUGUACCCAAUGCUCGCGCGAGCCCUCGGCAAGGAGAUGGCCACCGCGGUCGGCCUCGUCUACUUCUUGGGCAUCGUCUUUCUGGCGGUGCUCGAGGUGCUCGGCGCCUGCGAGGAGCUGGAGAUGGUGCAGCACUCGCUCUUCGAGUUCACGACGCACAUCAACGCGGUGCGGGCCUGGGCGUCCGCCUUCAUGCUCGCCCUCGCGCUGCUCGUCGCGGGCGGCAUCCGCCUCAUCUCGCAGCUCGGCCUCGUCUUCUUCGCCGUCGUCCUCCUCACCAUGCUCUCCUUCUACCUCUCCCUCUUCGGAGCCCCGAACCUCGAGCCGAUCGACGCGCCCGCCAACGCCACCGGACCCGCGCCCUCCGGCCUCUCCACCGCAAACCUGCGUGCCAACUGGGGCCCCUCCUUCGCCCCCGGGUACGAGUUCACCGACUGCCUCGCCAUCUUCUUCCCCUGCUUCACCGGCAUCCUCUCCGGCGCCAACCGCGCCUCCUCGCUACGCGACCCGGCCAGCGCCAUCCCGCGCGGCACCCUCGGCGCCAUCACCCUCUCCUUCUGCGUCUACGUCUCCUUCCUCAUCCUCUGGGCCGCCGUCGGAGAGCGCGAGUACCUCACGAUGGAGCACGGCCAGCUGGACGAGCUCAUCUACCCCUCCGUCAAGGCGGCGCAGAUCGGGAUUGUCCUCUCCUCGCUCGGACAGGCGCUGCAGUGCGUCGUCGUCGCGCCCCGCCUCCUCGCGUCCAUCGCCGCCGACGGCAUGCUCCGCCCGAUGCGCUCGCUCGCCCGCCUCACCGGCGGCGAGCCGAAGCUCGCCCUCGCCGCAACGUACCUGGUCGGCGCCAUGUGCGUGCUGAUCGGCUCGCUCAACGCCGUCGCGCCGCUGCUGUCGAUGUGCUUCCUCACCUGCUACUCCAUGAUGAACCUCAACUGCUGCCUGCUCGGCCUGCUCAAGGACCCGCACUGGCGGCCGCGCUUCCGCUACUUCCACUGGGCGGUCGGCCUGGUCGGCUUCGUCCUCUGCACCAGCAUCAUGUUCGUCAUCGACUGGAGGUACGCCCUCGGCGCCUGGCUGCUCACCCUCCUCGUCCUCGCGCUCGUCGUACGCACAAACGCGCAGACCGACUGGGGGUCGGCCCUCGUCGGCCUCCGCUUCCAGCUCGCGAUGCGCUCCCUCACCGGCAUCGACAUCAAGGCGCACCUCGGCGAGAACUGGCGGCCGCAGCUCCUCCUCCUGUACCAGCUGCGCGAGGAGGAGUCGCACGGCUCGCGGCGGGGCAGCAGCGCGGCGGCGGGCUGGGGCGAGGCCGAGCCGCCGGCCGAGCCGUCCUCCAGCUCGCUCGGCGACCUCGUGCGUGGCGACGUCGGCCACACGCACGAGCGAAUGUUCUCCGUCGCGGCGCAGCUGCGGCACGGGUCGGGGCUCGUCAUCGCCGCCGCCGUCGUGCCGGGCGCGUCCGCCGACUCUCUGCGCGCCGUGGCGCUCGCCGAGGCGGAGCGCGCGCGCAUGGACUCGCUGAUGGGCAGGAUGGGCGUGCGCGGCUUCUGCAAGACGAUCCUGGCGCGGACGCUCCUCGAGGGGAAGCUGGGCGCCAUCCAGUGGGCUGGCCUCGGCCCGCUCGUGCCAAACACGCUGCUGAUGGGCUGGCCGUGGUGGUGGCGGGACGAGCCCGAAAAGUACGUCCCGGAGCUGGUGUCGACCAUCAACGCGGCGACGAUCCACGAGAAGACGCUGCUGCUCUGCCACCGCCUCUCCUCCUUCCCCGGCCCCGACGAGGAGCUGUCGGGCUUCAUCGACGUGUGGUGGAUCAUCCGCGACGGAGGCCUCAUGCUGCUGAUGGCGCACCUGAUGCGCAAGCACCGCGUGUGGCGCGGCUGCGACCUGCGGCUGCACCUCGUCAUGGAGGCGGGCGUCGACCCGCGCGCCGUCCGCUCCAACCUGCACGAGCUGCUCCGCCGCAUCAACAUCGAGGCGAAGGUGGAGGAGGUGCUGCUCGUCGCGAGGGGGUCCAUCCUGCCGUACAUGCGCACCUCCGCCCAGCGCUCCUUCGAGGAGGAGAAGCGCGCCGCCGCCGAGCAGGCCAACCCGCACCUCCACUCGCGCGACGAGGAUGUGCGCCAGCUCUCCUCCGCCUCCCCCGCGCCCGACGCGCGGCUGGCGCCAGUCUCGAGGCGCUCCUCCACCGCCGGCCACUCCGCCGCCUCGCCCCACUCUGCCGCCUCGGCCAGCCUCGCCCCGCCCCACUCCGGCCGCCGCACCUCGAGCAGCCGCGCCGCAAGCCGCGCCCCGAGCCAGACCGCCAGCUGCGCCCCCAGCCAGACCGCCAGCUGCGUCGCCAGCCGCGCCACGACGCCGCCGCCUGUGGAGGCGCGUUCGUCGCCGCCGCCCUCGCCGCCCGCCGCCUGUGAGGCCGAGUCCUCUUCCGAGAACUCUUCCGAGGACGGCGAGGGGACGCCGCUCAGCGUGCUCGGCGGGCUGCGCCUCCCGCCCGACCGGCGCGGCGUCGAGCUGGAGGCCAUCUCCGUCCUCGCGCGGGCGCCAGCGGCUGUGAUGGUGGAGCCGGGGCCGGCAGAGCCGGGGCCGGCGGCGCAGAAGAGCUCCUGGUCGCUCGCGGCCAGCAGGCCCGCCCGGUGGAUCCGCGAGUCGCGCUCGCUGCCCUCGCUGCCGACCGCGGCGGCGCCGCCGCCGCCGGUCGACUCGCCGAAGCGGCGCCUCGCCGACUUCGCCGCGCGGCACGGCCUGGGCGACGAGGCAGUCGCGGAGCUGGCGGACCUCUUCUCCUCCUCGCAGCACGGGCGCACCGACAGCUCCGUCGCCUACGACUGGGACGAGAUCCACGCCCUCAUCGUCGAGCGGUCCGUCGGCUCGUCGCUCGUGAUACUCAACCUGCCGGACGCGCCAGACAACCUCGCGCCAGACCGCUCGGGCGGGUUCGGCUUCUCGCCCCCCGGCUCGCCGCUCAGGCGCUCGCCCGGCAGGCCCGCCGACGUGUCUCCUCCCCCCGGCGCUGACGCCAGCGGCGGCCUCUGGUCGGUCGCGGAGCAGCCGGGGGAGAAGGGGGAGCGCCAGCGCCUGGCCGCGCACAUCGAGUACGUCGAGUACAUUGAGGGCCUCGCGCAGAACUUGCCCCGCGUGCUGUUUGUGCACGGCGCCGGACGCGAGGUGAUCAGAUUCGCCGAGUGAGCCUUCGCGCCGACCGAGAGCGACACACCUCGCCUUCCUCUCAGACUGUCCUCGGGCUCUCUCCUCUGUCUAGUGGCGUGCAACGACGGGAGGAUAGUCUCUAUGAAUCCUCUUCCUCGGCGCACAGGCCUCCAUCGCCGCAGAGUCAUGCGAUCAUGUAAUUUCGUAAGUGGUUCAGUCUCACGUCUGCAUCAGUCUCUUGUGCAUCACUCAUCUGUCAUCACUGUCUCUUGAGGCUUGUUUCCGGGACCCAUAGUCUGAGGGUAUCCUAAAAGUUCGGCCGAUUUGGGUC